CACCGAUUUCCAUCAACGCAAGCACAUCUCCAUCUGCACCCCACCCUGACCAACCAGCGCGUGGUCAUCGUACCUGCUCGGCCCGUACGGUACAUAUUGGAAGACAUCAAAAGUUACAUUUGGUUUCGCGCAAUUACGUGCAACCCAGACUUGCUCAUCCCCAGCCGCGGGGUCCUUGGACCGCUGGGUGAGGCUGCUCUGGGCAGCAGCAUCUACGAAUAUCUCACAGCACAGAAUUCCGAUACCAACAUACGAUACCAAUAUACAAUACAUUCAUUCGCCUUUCAUACAAGUCCAUUCCGACUCCUUUUCUCCAUUGCCGACUUCUUCAGCACAAGUGCGAGGCAUUGCAUCAAAUUUGCCGCGUACAUACAUUCACCGUCAACUUCAUAUCCAUCCAACGGGUUGACGAGGUUGAGUAGUCACGUCACGUGAACUGUCUCCUUUUCCCUCCCGUCACUCAUUACUAUUGCUUGUCCAUACCUACGACGAUUAUUGCAAGUACAUCUGAAAUUUGCAAUCAUGCCACCCAAACAACAGGCUAGACGUCCAAAUCCUACUGCGGGACGAAAUCGACACCCACCUCCACCAACAAAUACCCCAACAAUAUUCACAGAAAGAGCAAAGCAGCGUGCACGUAAACGUGUUUGUCCCCAGCCUCUAUGUGAGGGUAACGAUGAAUUCGAGGAUGGCGCUUGUAUAAAGUGUGGUUAUGUUGUCGAUGAUUCUCACAACAUUGUGUCUGAGAUCACAUUUGGGGAGAGUGGUUCAGGAGCAGCUAUAGUCCAAGGAAGUUUUAUUGCUGCCGACCAAGGUGCUUCCCGAAAUACAGCCAUGCCAGGCCAGCGGAGCAGUGGUGGAGGUGGAGGUAGUCAAACGCUCAGUGAUGGUAAAGUCCAAAUAAGCCUCUUUUCGUGCUGCGUGUACUAAGAAUAUUGAAAAUAUAGCCACCAAUCUAAUGAAGUCCCUUGCCACACAGUUGAAGAUUCGAGACACCAUCGUCACUGAUGCUGGUUUGGUCUUCAAAAUGGCUCAGAUUGAAAACUUUAUUCAGGGUCGUCGGGUCGUAGAGGUUGCAGCUGUUUCAUUGUACGUCGCUUGUCGUAGAUGCGCCACCAAAGAUGCUCCAUGUAGGGUUAUGCUUAUCGACUUUUCAGACAAGAUCAAUGUAAGAAGCCUUCUUGUUUCUCAAAUGCUAGUACUUAAUUCUCUUUAGAUCAACGUCUUCAGAUUGGGUCGGGUUUUCACGGAUCUCCUCACAAGCGUUAAUAUCCGUGGCGAGUUAUCGCUUGUUCUCCCCGAGCACUUGAUGCACAAAUUUGCCUCGAGACUCGAAUUUGGUGAUGAUUUGGACAAGGUUGCCGAAUCGGCUAUCAAAUUUGGACAACGCAUGGAUGCGGAUUGGAUCACCAUGGGCAGAAGACCUUCUGGAAUUUGUGGUGCAGCUCUUCUCAUGGCAGCCCGUAUGCACAAUUACCGCCGUACGCUUAACGAGGUUGUCUACGUUGUCAAAAUCACCACUCAAACUCUUCAAAAGCGUCUCGAUGAGUUCAAACGAACUGAAAGUAGUAACAUGACAAUCGCAGAAUGGGAGUCCAGCGAGUUUCUGUCCACUGCCCAUGACCCCCCCUCCUUCUACGAAAAGACUGCCGAAUUUCAAGCUGGAAAGAAGAAGAAGAAGAAGAAGAGAAAGCGCGCUGAACCUCAACCACUUGAAGAAGAGCUAGAAGCCGAGCAGAUGAAGCGCAAAGAGUCUGAGCUUGCCAUUGUUCUAGAAAAGCGACUGGAUGCUGAUGGCUUUGCUAUUCCUGCAAUCCCAAGCUCAUCUAAAUCACGACGACCAAACUUGGGUAGAGGCGAUGAACCCAGCUUGCAAGCCCAAACGGACCUGGUUGACCAAGCAAUUGUCAAUGAAGGGGACCUAGAUGCGCUUGUGAAUACACUUGACGGACGAAUGCGCACCAAGGAGACAGAAAGAGAAAGACAAGAGGAAACUGAGAGAAAUGAGGAAGCUCGCAAGUCCAAAUUCGCCCCCUCUACUCGAGGCACUCCGUCCAAAUCCACUUCGGGUCUCCGAGAAGGGACUGUAGACGGAAUCAACAGCCUCAUGUCACAAAUUCUUAUGGAUCCGUACUCUAUCGAGGGAGCUAUGCAUCAUGCUGAAGCAGAGGAGCGUGUUAAGAAACGCAUGAUUCUUGCUAGAGAGAAUGAAAAACACGUCAACAUGGAUGUUGAAAUUGGUGAAGACGAAUUCGCGGACGACCCAGAUGUGCAGGGCUGUUUAGUAUCUGACGAGGAUUUUGCAAAGAAAGAGCAAGUCUGGCUUAAUAGCAACAAGUCAUAUCUCUUAAGAGAGCAGAGGAAGAAACACGAGGCGGAACUGGCUGCGCGCAACCCACCGAUUAAACGAAGAAAUCGAGUCCCGAAGCCUAGAAUUGGUGAGGGCCAAACCAAACCAGCCGAUUCGCCUGCAGCUGCAGCACAGGCUGUUGCGGAAAACCGAGGUUUCUCCAAGAGACUGGACUAUACCAAGGUUCCCGGCAUGUGGAGUCAUGGUCGUCGGGCUGGAAGUGUUUUGGGCAGCCGAGCUGGAAGCAUUCUCGGUUCUGGUUCCGAGCGAAGCGACAGCGUGCAACCUACCGUAGAACCUCGCCGAGAGGGUACUUCAGCCUUGUCUCGAGCACAGAACGAAGAGGCAACUGCACCUGAAAGUGUAGCUGAUGAGUCGGAUUUUGGUAGUCGUGAUAGUCCUGCUCGCACCAGUCCGGUCAAGAAUAGUCCUGAGCCAAAUAAUGAAGAUGCAGAAGUGUCAGACAGUGAGGAGGAGGAGAUUGCAGAAGAGAUCGAUGAAUUUCAGGAUGCUGGCUACGACAAUGAUUCCCUUCCAGACAUCGAUGUUGAUGGAGACGGUGGCGAUUCUGAUGUUGCUGAUUAUGACUAAGAAGGGUGGUGUUUUAGAUGGCAGGGGAUUGGGAUGAAUUGCAUAAUCGGCGUACUGUAAGAUACCUGGUCAUUUGUACUAUUCCGGAGGCGUUUCUUAAGAUUUCCAGGCGGGAACAUAUAGACUACUGUAAUGGCGGUUUGUGCCUCAAGCAGCUAGUGGCUGCUUAGAUAGGCACAGCGACAAGAUGACUGCUUAGAUAGGCAUAGCAAUAAAAUGUGAAUCUUGAUCACCA
Hymenoscyphus albidus is the source of this 3176-nucleotide messenger RNA. Lineage: Eukaryota; Fungi; Ascomycota; Leotiomycetes; Helotiales; Helotiaceae. The record is from the annotation of a GenBank genome assembly.